ACUGUUUGCGGGACAUGAAGUAGACACAAGUGAAUCAAACAAGUUUAUUGUUGUGGAACGUAUGGAACGCAGUGAAUUGACAUUAAGUUUUCAUAAUUUAAUCAAACGAGAUGAACAACUAUACAGUUACACAAAUUACGCUAUGGAAACUCCUACACCCACGGGUGUACAUGGAGAUUGUAUAUCGGGAUUCUUUCAAGGAUUGGAUUCAUUAUCACCGAGCAACGAUCAGGACUUUGAUUACAGCUUGGCCGUCCCUGAGUCACUAUCCAUUAUAGAUGUAGACAAGACAGAUAAUAAGGAUGCAAAUGAUGUUGGUGAGUUAAUGCUUUCUGUGCCAUUCAGACAUAUUCAUGACCCACCAAUUAAAUUUAAUUCAGUGCAUAGGAAAGUGUUCAUUCCAGGCUUAGAAAUAAAAGUGAAAUUUAUUGAAAAUGAAAGGAGUGUCACAACUCAUCUCAUUAAUCCUAAUUUGUACACAAUACACUUACAGCAUGGAGACUUCACAUGGACGAUCAAGAAACGAUACAAACACAUUCUUUACUUACACCAGCAGCUUGCGUUAUACAGGGCCUCCCUCAAAAUUCCUUUCCCAACUAAAACACACAAGUCUAGAAGAGCCAGCUUUAAAAACACUGUGAAUACAGAGGAAACUGCUGAAAAGGUAGCCCUGGAAGCCCUGCCUAGAAGUAAUUCAAAGAAAAGAGAGGGGCGGUUAAAGAGGAGGAAAGGUGCUUUGCCAAGGUAACUACUAUUUUUGGUUUGGCAAUAGGGGUGUAGACAACUUUUUUAUUUUAUAGAUAUACAUGAAAUAUUUUUUGUUGUUAGACACUGUUGAUGGCACUAUUCAAG
Diatraea saccharalis (sugarcane borer) is the source of this 852-nucleotide messenger RNA. The record is from the annotation of a GenBank genome assembly. Lineage: Eukaryota; Metazoa; Arthropoda; Insecta; Lepidoptera; Crambidae.